AGAUGCAGUAGGACAUAUCAUUUCACCUUCUGAGACGGCCCCUCAAGAAUCAGAUCCAGCUGUUGCCAUAGUGACAGUAAUGAUUGUUUUGUUUCUGUUGAUAGUAUUGUUUGUAGGAGUCUACAUGUACAGAAGAAUGAGCAGGUUAAAAAAAGAAAAUGAAAUCCUGAAUUCUGUUCACUUCUCUAAUUCACAAUCUGAAAUAUCAGGAAUAAAUAAUCCAAACUUCACAACAUCAUCAUCAACAGACGGUUGCCAUAACAACUGUACAGAUAGACCUCCCUCCUGUACAUCUGUAGCUGAAGGUGUUGACGAUCGGUAUACCACCAUUAAAAAUAUCAAUGCUGAUUUUGGAAACCCAAACCUUGCCAAUGUUGCCGUGGUUGCAGAAGAUAAUGGUUAUGAAGAAUUUGUUCCCAGUAAAAAGGAUUUUCUGUUUAAAGAGAAUUUGAACGUAAACUUGAACAAUUUGAGUCCAGAUAAAUCAGCUACCGGACAUGAUUAUGACAAUGUCUCUGUUGAUUCUAUAGAUUCCAUAGAAGAGGAAAAGAAGAGAAACAAUAUAAAGUGAUAUAUUAAUCAGAUUUGUUUCUCGAUGGGUACCAGACCAGUAUAAGUGCUAUAUAAACCAGUCUUCCAUAUGGAUGUG
Molecule: messenger RNA, 649 nt
Organism: Mytilus californianus (California mussel)
Lineage: Eukaryota; Metazoa; Mollusca; Bivalvia; Mytilida; Mytilidae
Exons: 5
Coding region: 80-571 (163 amino acids)
Source: RefSeq, a predicted model, not a curated record